CUAGCAAACAUGGCGGCGAACGAAGCCUUGGAUGUGACAGUGGACAAGCUGUCAGCCCUUGAAUUGAGUUCUCCGGAUUCACAGGACCUGUCGACGGGUUCGGAGGAGCUGAACGAUGAGGUGGUGGACUUUUUGGUGACGGAGGUGGGGCAGGACCUCAAGUCCCUGAAGAUGGUCGGGGACCUCCUGGAGAAAUUGCGAGAGGAAAAUAGCCUGCUGGAGAAGCAGGUGGUGACAGAGUCCAGUCAAAGUCCUCCAAAAGUGUCUGCUGCGCUGUCUGCUGCCGAAGACGCCAGAUGUUCUGUGGAGGACCUGCUGGAGAGAGAAAAAGUGACGUCUGAUACACUGACCAAGCACCUACAUGAUGUUCAACCUUGGAUGGACAAUCUCAACCAGUCAAUCGAUCAAGUGGAAACCAUUGAGAGACACAUCAAAUACCUCCGCUGCCUGCAGCACAUCGAAGAGCUCAGCGCGGCUGUCCAGCAGUGUCUGAUGACCAGCAGUGUUUGGGAGGCCAUCAGGGCUGUAGACAGCAUGGCUGCGCUGGAUGCGGGACUGGAGCAGUCAAAGUGUUCCCACCUACGUGACUUCCUACGAGAAACUCUUAACUUCUGGCACAAGAUUAUCAAAGAUAGACUAACUGGUGAUCUAGAAAAAGUGCUGACUCAGCUUCAGUGGGCGGUCAUCUCCCCUCCUGCGCAGCCACUGACCCCUGUUGCCAACGGUCAAGAGACCAGCAGCCAGUUGGAGCUGCUGGUGACACAGCUGCUGGCACUACAGACCUCUGAUGACCUCAUAUCUCAAAAGACAUCUGACUCCAGACAAUCCCCACCCCCCACGCAGCGGACCUCUUCCUCCUCCCAAACCCCCCCCAUCUGCCUUCCCAUCAGAAUCAUGCUGGUGCCGCUCAGCAGGAGGUUCAGAUAUCACUUCUAUGGAAACCGUCAGACCAACUCCAUCAGUAAACCCGAGUGGUACCUGACCCAGGUUCUCAAGUGGAUUGGAACCAGCUCCACCUUCUUACUGGAGAGGAUCCAGCCCAUUCUGGACCGGGCGGGAGCCAAAAUCAAUGCCAGAGUGGAGCUCUGUCGUGGCUUGCUGUCCUUAGUCCAGGAGAAGGUUGCCAGCGAUGCUUCCAAGCUGCUCUACGAUGACACCCUCUUCUGCCACCUGGUGGAGGAGGUGCUACAGUUCGAGAAGGAGCUGCGCAGCAAUCAUGCGUACCCGCAGUCACAGCCGGGGCUGCUUCACCUGCUGCUGGAAGAAGCGGUGUUGCAGAAGUGGCUCACGGUGGAGAAGAAGAUGGCAGUGGAGAAAGUGGACGCCAUGUUGGCAGCAGAGGGAGCGUGGAACUGUCAGUACAAAGACAUGAGAGACAUGGACGAGUUGAAGGCUCCGGACUGUGCUGAGACCUUCAUGACCCUGCUGCAGGUCAUAACAGAUCGAUACCGACCUUUGCCCUGUCCGGCUGCACAGCUGAAGUUUCUGGAGCUGCAGAGAGAACUGGUGGAUGAUUUUCGUAUCCGACUGACUCAGGUGAUGAAGGAGGAGUCUCGCUCUCCUCUUGGUCCUCGCUACUGUGCCAUCCUGAAUGCAGUCAACUACAUUUCCACCAUCCUGACUGACUGGGGAGACAAUGUGUUCUUCCUCCAGCUCCAGCAGGCAGCUGUCUCUUUAGGGGACGAAGCAGUCCUGAGGGACCUCGGUGUGAUGGAGCUGGGUCGCCUGGCUUCUCUGGAAGGGUCGCUGUUCGAGGGUCUGCUGGCACUACUGGACCGACUGAGGGGAGACAUGAUGGGGCGACUGCUGGAUGGAAUCAUGAGGCAGAUAACGGAAAAAGCAAAACCAUACUGUCAAGACAGGUGGUUUUCUCUUCCAUCUCAGCAGGAGCUAUCCACCAUAUCUCUGUCCAGCUCGGCGUGCCCCAUGCUGCUCUCGAUCAGGGACAGUUUGUCAAACCUUCAUCAGACUUUGAGUCUCUCUCUGUUCCAAAUGGCGUGGCAGGGUCUGGCCGAGAGACUGGACAGUUUCCUCUACCAGGAAGUGAUCCUCUCCAACCAUUUCAGCGAAGGCGGAGCUGCUCAGAUUCAGUUCGACAUGACCAGAAACCUCUUCUCUCUCUUCGGCCACUACUGCAAGAGACCAGAGAACUUCUUUAAACAUGUGAAGGAGGCCUGCAUCAUCCUGUGCCUGAACGUCGGCUCUGCCAUCCUGCUCCGAAAUCUCAUCAAAGAGGCGCAGGGCGACUCCAGAGACGGGACAGUGAGGGACGACCCUCCGCCCAAAUCUGCACUCAACGAGCUGGGGGUUUACUACUUGGCACCGUCCGACGUCUUAAUUCUACUCAACCUGAGGGCCUCCUGGCCUGGACAGUGAGGGAUUGAUUCUCAACUGAUACGAAAUAUUGGUAAAUAACUGGUGCAUUCUGUCAAUGUAUGUAAUACAGGCACUACGUUUGUACAAAAUAAUGUAGUACAAAUAAUGGAAUUGUGGCUCUUUUCAGAGUCUUACUGGUGAGAUCAUGUGAAACUCCUGCGACUCUUUAUCACAUUUUUUCUCAUCAGACCCCAGAAUUAAAGUUCAUUUUUUCCCUCUGACUUCAUCUAGGCACAUCUCUAUGUCUUCUGCUAAUGGCUAUUGAACAGGGACCUGUGGUGUCUGUGGUCACUUGUUUGGGAACUGGCCAUUUAAAGGCCAGUGUGCACCUAGAUGUUCUGAGGUGUUCAGGUCGUGCUGUGAGGAUGGCCUUCUGUCCAUAAUGGAGAAUCUGUUCAUGGUAACACUGAGAGCAGCAGAGUACCAUGCAAUGAUUGAGAGGUUGAGGGUGGAAUUGUGGUAUUUUUAUUACAUCAUAGCCAACCUGGAUUGAUGGAUUGUUUGAGUCAUGGCUGGUCUUCUCCACUGUUAUGUUCUUUAGCAUUCUCCCUCAUCCAUUUCCAUUUUUCUCAUGCCAUUCUGAGACGUUUUAGGUGAUGUUUGAACCUAUUCCUGCCUGGAUUCUAUUUAUAUUUCUGCAUCGCUUGGAUCCUCUUCGUACAUGAACUCCAAUCUGUUCAAUCCCGAAGGACAAACUGUCCGAGGGAGUUGUCCAUUGGAAUUGUGGGAAACCUUUCAAGUUCCAAACAGUUGCUGAAUAUCACUGGCAGCCUUUGACAUAACUCUGACAGCAGUAAUGUGAGAGCUUGUACAGCACGAUGGCGUGAUCCCAGGAAGGAACAGGUCGUCAGAUUCUAGUGUCAUCUCAUGAUAGUGAAAGAGAUGUCCAGCUUUGCGUCAGAUUGGAGGCUUCUGAGCUGCCAAAGACUGUCGUUUUCGGCAUCCUGUUAGGAAUCCCCUUUUUGCUCACCUAUUGUUAUUAUGAAUUCUUUGUACACUCACUUGACUGGAGACCUCUGGACACAUGAAGCAAUGGAGAAGACCUGCAUUAUGGCUGCGCACUGCCACACAAUCCUUUUGACCAGGGGACUCUAACUCAGUCACAAGAGAGGCCAAAAAUAUGAAACAGUCCAAGUUGCGGACCAAACAAAGCAGUCCAUAAUGCGACAAACUGGCAGUUAACUAUCUCUGCCUGCGAGAUAACAAUUUGUCCAAGAC
Synchiropus splendidus (mandarinfish) is the source of this 3594-nucleotide messenger RNA. It is a transcript of the gene rint1, whose product is annotated as RAD50 interactor 1. The record is from RefSeq and is a predicted model, not a curated record. Bases 10 to 2376 code for a protein of 788 amino acids. Gene Ontology annotation, biological process: retrograde vesicle-mediated transport, Golgi to endoplasmic reticulum; regulation of ER to Golgi vesicle-mediated transport; endoplasmic reticulum to Golgi vesicle-mediated transport. Gene Ontology annotation, cellular component: Dsl1/NZR complex. NCBI's taxonomy places the organism in Eukaryota, Metazoa, Chordata, Actinopteri, Syngnathiformes, Callionymidae. The transcript has 15 exons.